GGCGAACCAGAGAGUGACGUAGGAGGAGCCGUAGCCUGACCGGAAGAGGGGGUGUGGUUUGUUGCCGGAAGCGAAGGCACCGGCGGGGGAGAUGGCGCCGAGCUCGAAAUCAGAGCGGGGCGGGAAACGGAAAUGGGGCCCACGGGACCAUGUAAUAAGGCAACUGGACCGCGUUAAGAUCACAGGUCAGCUGUCCCCGCGUCUCUUCCGGAAGCUUCCUCCCCGACUCUGCGUAUCUUUGCGGAACAUCGUGGACGAGGAAUUCCUGCAGAAGGGUCACAUCUUCCUGGGCUUCUCCAAGUGCGGCCGCUUUGUGCUGUCUUACACUAGUGAUUUCCAAGACGACUAUUUCUCCUCGUUCUCCUAUCAUCUGUACUGGUGGCAGUUCCACGUGCACAGCAAACUGCGCCUGGUACGACAGGUGCGUCUGUUCCAGGAUGAGGAGAUUUACAGUGACCUGUUUCUGCACGUGUGCGAGUGGCCCAGUGACAGCUCCAAGGUUAUAGUAUUUGGCUUCAACACCUCGGGGAACGGGAUGCUAAUGAACAUGAUGAGUGAUGAGAAUCACCGUGAUAUUUAUAUCAGCACCGUGUCCGCUCCACCUACCUCCCCCUGCACAGACUGCAAAGAAUCUCACAUAGGAUCAUGUCUGUCCCACAGCUUUAUGCUCCACACCAAGUACCAAGUUGUCUACCCCUUCCCCACCUUCCAGCCUGCCUUCCAGCUGAAAAGGGAUAAUGUUGUUCUUCUGAAUACCAGCUUCUCUCUUGUGGCCUGUGCUGUAUCUGUGCGCUCAGCAGGAGAGGCGGAACCCAACCAGAUACUCUACAGCAAGCAGAGCCCACAGCACAGAGACCCCAGCUGUUCCUUCCCUUCCAGCCCUAGCACCCCAUCCCCCAGCACCCACUCUCCUCUUCCCUCCCCUCCCCCUCCUGGAACGCCACCCGCUGUGACUCGAGCCCGAGAGUUUGUGGCCGGUAUCUUUCGGCGUGCAAGAGAAGCUUCUGGAGUUGAGAUACAGGAUAAAGGAGAGAGUCCUGGCACAAGCAGAGAGACUCCACCCCGGGUUUCCUUCCCAGACUCCCCUGUAUGUCACCGUCCCUCCAUUGAGGGGUCGGCACGCUCAUCCCACCACUCCGAAGAGCCGAGCUACGUGAAUUACACGCGAUUUCGUUAUAUCCUGGGGGAGGCAACUGAAUCUGAACAUGAUAGUGAGUAUGGGGACGAUAAGAUUUCGCUGCCUUUCCUGGUGACUGAUCUAAAGGGAAAUCACUUGAAGCCCCUGAAUGAGAAAUCCUCCUUCCAGGGGCAGCAUCUGAGCGUGGAGCAGCUGACUCUGGAUUUCGAAUACGUCAUCAAUGAAGUUAUAAGAAACGACGCCUCCUGGUCCCAACAGUUCUGCUCCUUUAGUGACUACGAUAUUGUUAUACUGGAGAUGUGUCCUGAGACCAACAAAGUCAUAAUAAAUAUUGGCCUCCUCCUACUGGCCUUCCCAGCCCCGCAAGAAGAGGGACAACUCAGGCCCAAGGCUCAUCACACAAGCCUGAAGGUGGCGUGGGAUUUGCACACGGGGAUAUUCAUUACUCUCAGCGUGGGGGAACUAACGGAAGUCAAAGGUCAGACAAGCGGCAGCGUGUGGAGCUCCUAUCGGAAGAGUUGUGUGGACACCGUUAUGAAAUGGUUGGUCCCGGAGAACAGUGUACGAUAUGUGAACCGAAUGACAAACGAGGCUCUUCAUAAAGGCUGCUCCCUCAAGGUGCUGGCUGACAGUUUACGAUACACUUGGAUUGUGCUGUAACCUGCCGGUGCAUGCGGGUGGCCAAACACUACCUCUCGUGGUGCCUCUCAUUAGGGAUCCAGCGGCAGCAGCAGGUCACUAGCCCCUCCCCCGUGAAGCUGCCAUACACAGACUGUACUUUACAACGAGGAAUGGGAAGCUGCUUUCGAAACUAAUUUGCACCCCCUGUAACCGGACCGGGAAAGGGUUAAAGCGUGGGGGUGGAUGGGGCCUGCGAGGUUCAUUUAAAGGGGUUUGUUCACCUUUGAGUUAACUGUUCAUAUGAUAUAGAGGGUGAUAUUCUGAGGCAAUUUGUUUUUGACUUAUUUAGCUUUUUAUUCAGCAGCUCUCCGGUUUUUAAUUUCAGCCAUCUGGUUGCUAGGAUCCAAAUUCCCCUAGCAACCGUGCAUUGAUUUGAAUAAGAGACUGGAAUAUGAAUAGGGGAGGGACUGAAUAGAAAGAUGAGUAAUAAAAAAUAGCAAUAACAGUGACCCCCUAUUUGAAAGCUGCAAAAAGUCAGAAGACUGAAAAUAGUUUUAAAAAAAAAAAAAAACUAUAAUAAAAAUAAAGGCCAAUUGAAAAGUUGCUUAGACAUGGCCAUUCUAUAACAUACUGAAAGUUAACCAUCUUUUUAAGCCAUUUCCAGCUGUGGGGCCCGAUAUGUUGCAGCUUCUUUUUAUUUUUGUCCGACUAGAACAAAGCAAAAGUUAUUUUUAACAGCAUGUGUGUAAAUAUUGUGUAUCUCCAGCCCUCGUCUGUCCUUGUGUUGUGCAACUGUCGCUUCUUCUUUGUGGGAAUAAAAACUUGUCGUUUCAGAGAAGCGUCUGAA
Messenger RNA from Xenopus laevis (African clawed frog), 2606 nucleotides. RefSeq names its product DDB1 and CUL4 associated factor 15 L homeolog (gene dcaf15.L). The record is from RefSeq and is a predicted model, not a curated record. NCBI's taxonomy places the organism in Eukaryota, Metazoa, Chordata, Amphibia, Anura, Pipidae. Gene Ontology annotation, biological process: protein ubiquitination. The transcript has 13 exons. Gene Ontology annotation, cellular component: Cul4-RING E3 ubiquitin ligase complex. The coding region runs from base 92 to 1798 and encodes 568 amino acids.